This is a messenger RNA of Pseudophryne corroboree (corroboree frog), 5363 nucleotides long. RefSeq names its product cilia and flagella associated protein 74 (gene CFAP74). The record is from RefSeq and is a predicted model, not a curated record. The coding region runs from base 67 to 5262 and encodes 1731 amino acids. NCBI's taxonomy places the organism in Eukaryota, Metazoa, Chordata, Amphibia, Anura, Myobatrachidae. The transcript is spliced from 39 exons.
UUGGCUGUGAAUACAUCUUCACAGCCAAUGUUACACCUUCUACACCUCUUCCCCGCCCUGUAACGAAUGGUUGGGUCGGUUGCUAUGGUGACGGUCUCUCCAGCGUCUCUCUGGGGAACAAGGUGCUGGGGCCUAGUAACUAAAACUUUGCAAGAGUACAACUUCCAGGGCAUCCCGGUAUUCGGUACAGCUUCUGUAAGCAGUAUAUCAGUAGAUAUGGAAGAUUAUAUUACUCCGGAAAGUCCACAAGAUGAUUUGGAAACAAUGUCUUUUUCGGAAGAUGCAAAGCUACCAGAUUACCUCUGGGAGCAAGAAGAAAACACAAAAGAUGAUGAAUUUCCUUUUGGAGACAUGAUAGAAAAACUCCAGUGUGAAGAUGCCCCUGAUGAAACAAGCGACAGUUUUGAUUCUGAUUGGAGCUGGUCUAACGAACCGUACCAAGAUGAGAGUGAACUAAUAAAAAACACAAGAUUUGCCGAUAAGGUUCAGACUUUCCAACUGCGUAAAAAACUAACCCAGUUGGACAGUUUUCAGCAAGAGAAAGAAUUUAUGAUCCUGAAAGUCAGGGAAGAACUGAGGGCAUGCAGUCAGAGAAUAGAGUCAUUGGAGGAACAGAAAUCGAGUGUGGAAAUGGAUAUUCAGACAGAACAACAAGCUAAUAACAUGGCUGCUGUCUUCCGCCUGCAGGCUCUACACAGACGACUAAGCACUGAGCUGGUCAAUGAGGAAGAGGUGCAGUCAAAGAUCGCUGCAAUGCUGAAAGAUAAUGAGUAUGACCUCUGGCAUAUUGAGGUGGAACAAGGAAAGUUUACCAAUCUCCGCAAGAGGCUACAACAAGAUGAAGAAGAGCUGGACAGGCAGAACAAAGACUCGGCAGAGCAGCGAGUGCAGAGGGAGAAAGCAUCACUGACUCUGGCAGAGCAGAGAAAGCAGACAGAAAAGCUGCAAGAACUGAACAAGAUGAAGGAACAGGAGCAACGGUACCGUACAGCUGUGGAGGAGGCACAAAAGAAUCAUGAGAAAGCUGUUCACUUUCUAAAGGAAACUAUGACGAGAGUUCGAGAGAAGGAGACUGAAAAAGAAAAGAAGAACAGAGAGCACAUGGAGAAGAGGAUGCAGGCUGUUCUGUCUCUGAAAAACAACAUCACUAUGAGCCGGGAAAACCUGCGUGUCAUUGAGUCUCGGAACAAAGCGCAGGCUGCCAUGGCCAAGAAGAAAGAGAUGCUGGAGAGACAGGCUGUGCUGGUCAAAGGGGGAGAUGUUACAAAGUAUAUCAUCCAUCAGAAAAGACUUCAAGAGUUUGAAAAACAGAAGAAAGAUUUUGAAGAGUCACAGAAAAUAAGAAAGCAAGAAAUAAUUAGUCGGAUUUUAGAAGAGGAAAACAGCCAAGAAAAACAGCAAAAAAUUGGCUCUUCUAUGGACAUGGGCAAGAGUCAGGAAACCUCUAAACUCAGAGCCAAAACAAUGCAGUACAUCCAAUCAGCCGUAUUGAUGGAGCCUGACCAGGAGCAGGAACAGACGAAGAGGUGCCGAUCUCCCUCCCCUGUGUCAUCGGAUGACAAUGAUUGCUGUGCAAGUGAACCUAAUGUGAUACCAGAACUGACUUUGGAACUUGAAGAAGAAAGUAAGAGUUUGGCACAACCAGAGUUCAUGGGAUUAUGGAAUCAAGACUACAAGCCCUAUAAGGUGUCAAAAGAAGACAUAGAGCCAAAGCCACUAGGGGGCAGUAAAAUGGAGAUGCAGAUUAUGACUGAGACAUUGAGGAAACUUCGUAGUGGAAUAGUUGGAAAGCAAGUGGUUUCAGGACAUGAAUUUAAGGGUUGUCCAUUUUAUAGUAAACCAAAGUUUAUUCAUUUCAAGGACCUUGACGUGGGUAAGACAUAUAAGAAAAAGAUCACUUUGACAAAUGCAUCAUACACGAUUAAUUUUUGCAAGCUGGUGGGAGUAAGUGAUCACCUGAAGGACUUCCUCUAUAUACAAUUUGACCCACCUGGACAAAUGUCUGCUGGAAUGUCAUGUGAAAUGAUGGUUACAUUUAAACCAAUGAUUAAUGAAGAUCUUGAAGGGGAAGUGAUGUUCCUGGCUCAAGCAGGUCCCUUUUCUGUUCCUGUAAAAUGUACAACCAAGAAGUGUGAGCUGGCCCUUGAUAAAGAAUACAUUGACUUUGGCACACAUGUUGUUGGGGAGACAGUGACCCAGACAAUCACACUGACAAACCGAGGAGCUCUUGGGACGCGAUUUUCCAUUCGUCCAUUAAAUCAAGCUAAAGAUACUCAGAAGACACCAUUGGGGGUCUCCUUGGAGCUAGCUGUCUCUCCAUCUGCUGUUGACCUCAUCUCACAAAAUGCAGAUACUCCUGUGUCAAUAGACUCCCCAGAUCAAGGGCAUAUGGAAAGACCAUCUGCAAACCAAAUAGAGCCUGCCAGUGAGGAAGUAUGUCCCGGGACGGAUACAGUCAUAAGUGACAGAGUGGAAACCAUUACAGCCGCAGAAUAUGUCAGCGAGGAAGCUCCUGUGGCUGUAGAAGAUGAACAUCUGCAAGGAGACAACCGUGAUGACUUUACAGAUUUCAAGUUGGGUGAGGGAACAGAUGGAGAGAUGGGACCUUUUUCCACCCUGAAAAUACCAAUUAUAUUUACUCCGACAUUCCCGGGAAAAGCAAGUGCUUUGUUUGAGAUUACUAUUGAGAACCAGAGUUGCAAGGCCAUUCCUGUGACAGCUACUGGGGCUGCUAUCGAUGUUCCUGUGUAUGUUCCAAAAUCUAACAUUGACCUGAAGAUCUGUACUUAUGACCGCUUGUAUCAAGACAGUAUAGUCGUUAAAAAUAGAGCAACAACCGCUCUUCGUUUAAAGUUUGAGGUCUGCAAAGAACUUAGGAACCACAUGGAACUGCUACCGAAGACUGGUUUCAUUCAGGCUCAGUCUUCCUUCAGUGUUCAACUCAAGUUCAUACCCAGACGCUCCCUUUCGCAAGAUGCCAAUUCAUAUUUUGAUAAAGAAACUGGAGUGUUGGAGGUCCCAAUGACGAUAUCUGUAGUUGACCAGACUCGACCGGUUUCCUUCACUGUUCAUGCAGUGGUGACCUCAUCAGAUAUAGAAAUCAGCCCAAAUGAAGUGGAUUUUAAGCAUUGUACAAUCUAUGAAGCUGUUCAGACUUCCAUUCAACUAACAAACAAGUCUAUCUUGCCCCAAGAAUUUGGUUUUGUGGGAAUCCCAGAGUAUGUAGAUAUUCAACCAAAUGAUGGCUUUGGAACUCUUCUUCCCUUGGAGACAAUGAAUAUGGACAUCAUAUUUAGAGCCCCAAAAGCUGGUGAAUACAAUUUUGACAUCACUUGCAAAUCGGCUAUUAAUAGACAAUUCAGCAUCUCUUGUACAGCCAUUGGUGUCCACUCACCUUUAGAGCUAUCUCAUUCUUUGAUACAGUUCCCUGCAACAGCAUUAAAUGAUGCUAGCACCGCAACCGUAUAUGUUGUCAAUUCACAUACCAGUCGCAAUGAGUUCACUCACCCAGUACCAAGGAUUGGAAAGGGAGAGAUUGCACUAGUUGGACCUACAUCAUUUCAGUUCCAAGUGGCCAAGGACUCUCCUAUCACCAUAUCACCAUCGGUUGGCACGGUUUUGCCAGGAAAGCGAUGCAUGAUACAGGUUUCCUUUAAACCAACUCUUUUGGAUCAGGAGAUCAGGGAGGAGACAAUGCGAAUAUUGCAUCGGGCCAUUGAAACAAGAGCACUUCUGGAUAAACAGGUCACACCAUUGGUGGAAAGUGAGGAGAUGAGCAAAAAAGAGAGAAGAGAGCUGUCCUCAAAGAAGGAUAAGAAAAAACAACUUACAUCACCUAAAGUUCAAAAGGAGAAAUCACUAAAGCCUGUGGAGCAAGCCCCGAUAGAGCUACCCAAAAUAGAGGAUAUUCAAGUGGACUCUGAUACAUACGCAGCCGCCAGACUCUCAAUCUACCGAAGGUUUACAGGCAAAUUUGAGAAAUACGUAAUACCGUGCUUCAUUGCUAGCUGCGACAUCAGCAAAAGGAAAGACGAUGAGAGUCUACACUUCAGCCCUCACAAUACCCUGUACCUUGAGCUACACUGCCCUGCUGUAGCACCUCCCUUAAUCGUCACUUCUGAAAAUGGACACCAUCUCAUUAAUUUUGGAGAAGCUGCUAUAGGUCAACGAGUAGUAAAAACAGUAACUUUGCAAAACAUUUCCUCUGAGCCUCUGAAACCUCGUUUCUCAAUUUUUAGUCCAGUUGGUCCCUUUGUGUUGCUGAAUCCCGUUAGUAUUGUGGAACCUGGAGCACACUGUCAUCUUCUUAUCGCCUUUACACCUGAUGUACAUGAAGCUUUCUUUGAAAAUCUGGAGGUCUACACUCGGCAAGCAACUCUUACGCUGGCAGUCACAGGACAGGGCUUAGUACCCUCAUUGAUCUGCUCCCUGGAAGGAGGAAUACUAAACAUGGGAUAUGUUUUAGCUAAAGACAGUACCACAACAGUAUUUAAGUUGAACAACACAUCUUCAGUGCCAGUGAUUUAUUCCAUUAAGCUGGGGAGUCUGUCAGUGACCCGGUACAAUGAGCUGCAGAAUCUCCCAAACUUCAUAUCCCCCCAGAAAUCAUCGCUAAACUUUGUGGGGCCUCAAAAUUACAAUGGGAGAAGUGUUUUCAGCGUGACUCCUGUAGAGGGCAUCAUUCACCCUGACAGUUCUGAAGAUUUCACAGUUUCUUUCACACCAGACCAUGAAAGCAUGCAAUUCUCUGACAUACUCAUGGUGGAGCUCUUUGGUAAGCAUAUAGCACACGCCAUCCAACUGAAGGGGGCAUCCAGGAAACAUAUAAUGUUUGUUGAAGGGGGUGACCCACUGGAUGUUCCUACUGAAUCCCUCUGCAUAGCCCUGCCAAGUGAAGGAGAUUCAGAUAGACCAGUGAGUUCCAUUCUCCUGACCCUCCAGUGUGCCGAGACGGAAGAUGAGCUGAGGCCAGCUGUCAGGGAGCUGCACGUUGGCUGUAUACGUACAUCAUUAUUAUCCAUGAAAAAGAAUGUAGAAUUCAGCUGGGACAACGUGCAGCUCUUACAGCAGAAAGGAAUCACCAUAGAGCCAUGGAAAGCGGUGGUUGAUGCCGGACAACAGAAAACAAUCACUAUUAGCUGGAUCCCUCCUGCUGGAUACGAUCCCAGCAAACCCAAAACCACCACAGUAAAACUGACGUUGAAAGGCGAUGAUAUAGAAACGUACCAGAUUAUCUUCAUAACACAAGUUGUGUCAAUGUAAAAGAUCAAUGCAAAAGGGACCAUACCUGUUGUGAUAAUGUAGCCAAUUCAGUAUAUUGACCAUACAUGGCACCAAUCUCAAUAAAGAUGCUCUGAAAAGUC